CUCGCUAGUCGAGGUAUAUGUCUACAGAAGACUGUAAUCAGUUAUAGUAUACUUUAACAAAAUAAUAGUUCUCUUGCAAGUUAGUAAGUUCACUUCUCUAUUGAGUUCUACAAUUUCUUGUAUUCUCUGACGUGCUGCGGCUGCUGCAUCUCUCGUAGGUCGGAAUGGUGGAACAUCUGGGUUUAACUGGGUUAUGUCUUUUUUGACUUUCCAAUCACAAGACAAUUCUAGAGGGUAAAGGUGGUUGGGGGAUCAGUCUAAGAAUUUCUUUCCAGCUCGAAGUCUCACGGCUCUCACAACUCCAUCACGCCCCGCAUAUAGCUCGUCCACGAUACCGAGUGACCAGUUCGCUCUGUUCCGCUCGUCCGAUUUGAUGAUGACUACGUCUCCCUUACUUAGCUUUAAUUUCUUUGUACCCUUCUUUUGGUUAUGUCGCUCACGCAGUCCUCGGAUGUAUUCUGUCGACCAUCUGCGCCAUACCGCGUCUUUGCAACGAGAAAGAAAUCGUGCACGUUUACGUAGACUUAAAUCUUCUAGGUAAUGGGCUUGCAGUUCUGAAUUAGGUGUUACGAAUUAGGUGUUACGAAUUAGUAACGAAUUAGGUGUUAAAAUCGGUCUCUGAACAACGUCCUCUACAUAUUGGAGUGGCCCGUUGUUCAAUGCCACUUCCACAUCUAAAAGUACUUCCUCUAGCUCCUUCCACUUCAGACAUCCACCACCAAUAGUUUUGUGCAAUGAACGUUUCACCAACCCGAUUAGUCGCUCAAACUGUCCUCCCCACCACGGAGCACGGCUAAGGUUAAAUUGUCCAUGAAUUUCAGAUCUCGGGAGAAAGUCCUGAAGUUUCUCGUCCCGUUGAACAGUUCUCAGCCACUUAGCGGCAGCUAAAAACGUUUUACCGUUAUCUUAGUAGAUCUUUCAGGUCGACCUCGUCUCGCAAUGAAUCGUUUAAGACUCUGAAGGAAUUCUUGGGUGUGUAGUGAAGAUAACAGCUCGAUGUAAAUAGCUCUGGUUAAGCUGCAAGCGUACAACACGAUGUAAGCUUUCCCUUCCGUUUUCGUGCUUUUCUGAUACUUCAGAGGUCCAGCGAAGUCUACUCCAACUGCUUGAAAGGGCCGAUUCCUUCGGUUCUCUCGAGUGGAAGCAUUCCUGGUGGUGGUUGUUCUAAGGCUUUUGCUUGAAAUCGACGGCACCCAUAGCAACUCUUUAUUACUCUACGAACUAACUGUCUCAAUCUCGGAAUCCAGUAUUUACUUCGUAUGUGUGCCAUAGUCAUGCCGACUCCCCCGUGAAGAGUGCAUGAAUGAGAAUCUUCCACUAACUUUGUCGCCAACAGGUUUAUGUCAGGUAUAUAAACAGGAUAUUGUCCUUGAAUUCGACCACGACAUUCUAAAAUACCGUUCGUAUUUGGUUGUAAGUUUAGUCGUAACCGGUCUUCUUCUAAAUCACAGUUCGAUUGGGCACGCUUUACCCAAAGGAGACGUUGACUCUCCAUCUCAGCCGUUGUCAAUGGUCCUCUGAUUCUUUGGUUAGGAUUACGGCAGUUAAACGCGAAUCUUGCUAUCCAGGAACAGAUUCUCAGGGUUUUCCACAGGUCAAACUUGGAGAGUAAUUCUUCAAUUUUGCGCAUGCUGGUUUGUUCAACUGUUGCUGCGAAGAUUUGGCAAAUACUUUGGCUUCAGCAUCGCUUUCUUUCGUUGCUGAGGUAAUGAUGUCACGGGGCCAGUUCUGUCGGUCAGCUACCCAUUCAGGACCAUUCCACCAGAGUUGAUUUUCUUGUACAGGUCCACCUCUACUCCCUAAAUCGGCUGGGUUUUCUUUGAUGGGCACGUGACGCCAUUCAAGCUGAGUGUUGGACUUGAUCUUCACCACUCGAUUUGCGACGAAUUGCUUGAAUUCUCCCCCGCCAUUUAUCCAGUGAAGUGCAACGGGGCUAUCAAGCCAUCCUUGCAUCGCGGUCACAGGAAACCCUUCGAGAGCUCCUUGGACAUUUCCAACUAGAUUUGCAGCCAUGUGAGCAGAAACCAGUUCGAGCCGCGGAAUUGUCAAACCCCGCUUUGCUAAUCUCGACUUCGCGGCCACAAGACCUUGACUCACUCCCAAUGAUUGAUGGACAAUUGCGUAGACGGCACUUGAAACACCUUCGCCACUUGCAUCGUCAAAUGCGUGGAGCUCUAUGGACUCGAUAUCUUCGCGAAAUCGCACUAGAGAACGUGGUGCGCUAACUUGUUUUGGAAGGUUUUGUUCCCAUAGUAACCACUUCCUUUUAAGGUCUUCCUCUAUCGGUGCAUCCCAUCCAAUUUUCCUGUUACACGUUUCACGGUAGAUAAACUUUCCCAGCAGGACUUGAGGCGAGACUAACCCCAAAGGAUCGUAGAUCUUAGCUAGUUUCCUUAAGAUUCCUCGUUUGGUAGUUGUUGCUGUUUCUAAUGGUAUGGUGAUACUGAUUUGGUCGCACCUCUUUUCCCAACGAAGACCGAGAAUGCUCGACUCCCCCCGGUGUGCGGUAGCCAGUUGCUGUUUGGCGAACGUUUCUUCACUUGUGGAAUCUAUGGCUGGUUCUUCCAAUUCUUGUGCAUUUGAAUGCCGCGUCACGAAAUAUCUCGGUUGCUCUGUCCUUGAAAGUUUUUAAUUUCGGUACGGUCGUCUUUCCGCCGAUAAGAUCGUCUACGUACAUGCUCUUGCGAAGCUCUUUCACGUCUUGUGGCAUUCGAGUUUCCCACGACUCCAAAUGGUGUUCGAUGACUCCUCAGAGUAGAAUCUUAAUCUUAGUAGAAUCUUAGAAUCCUCCGAGUGAAUCUUAACGUCUCGACUGCUGCUUGAUCGUUCGGUUUCCAGUGAAAGCGGAGUGCAUCCCUUUCUGCUUGUUUAAUCCGUACUUGGAGAAACGCUUGCUUCAAGUCACCAGUCAAUGCAACGGGAUGGAAUCUCACACGAACCAGGACGUCCCACAAACGGUUUUGUAGCGGUGGUCCAGCAUUCAGGCAAUCGUUUAAACUGGGUGCUUCGGAGUGUGCUCGAGCAGACGCGUCGUACACGAUUCGCAGUUUUGUUGAUUCUGCAGCUUCUCUAACGACUGGUUUGUGUGGUAUGUAGAACUCGCGUCUUCUACAAUACCUUCUUCCCUUUGCGUCUUGAUAAUCUCUGCGUAUGGUUCAGUCAGUUCGGUUUGUUUCAACUUACGAGUUAGGUUGUUGAGUCGUCUCAAACUCCCCUUUUCAUUGGAUGGAAGGAAUGGAUGGUUAUUUUUCCAUGGCAACCCCGUCUCGUACCAACCCUGAUCACUUCUCACGAGUUGUUCACGGAAUUCUGUGUAGACGUCUGUUUGGUCAUGCUCUGGUCGAUCCGCGAUUCCAAGAACGUCCAAAGCCAAGGAUUAGAUGUAUGGGUAGUUUUGACUUUUGGUCGUUGUCUUCUAUGCAAACGCCUUGUAGAUGUGGGUAGCUGGCGAUCAGUUUCUGAUAGUUUGGAUUGUCGACACUCAAGAAUUCGUUCUUGUCAACUUUCGUCACGUUUACGUUCAUUUUGAAUUUUCUGUCCAAAGCUUCAAUGUUAAUUGUAGAUAACUCCAUUUCUCGUGUCACCGCUCCGAGCAUCAUUUCUACACGUCGUACUUCUUUACGGUGGUCACGGUUUGACAAGCGCUUCAAUAACGCAGCAGAAGCGUAUGAACUUCCUGCACCUGUAUCUAGAAGCGCGCGGCAUUUCACCCCUUCAACAUUAACUAUGACUACUGGAUAAACCAACGGUUCGUAACUAGUUCCGGUUGCG
This is a messenger RNA of Paramuricea clavata, 3771 nucleotides long. Lineage: Eukaryota; Metazoa; Cnidaria; Anthozoa; Malacalcyonacea; Plexauridae. The record is from the annotation of a GenBank genome assembly.